CCAUAAUGUGUUAUGUUUGUUCAAUGGCUUUGCUUUGCAAAUUGAGCUGAGCAAUAGCAUAUGGCUAUAAGCUAUAUAGACUUGGAUUUGCAGAGGGUAGACUUAACUUAUGAAUAAUAUGAAAACUCAUCUUUGAGUUAAUUUACAUAUCUGUUGCAGCCUAAUACUUUUACUUUCUAGAUUUUCUGCAGUACGUGAUAUCUAAUGAUCUCUUUUUUAUCCGCAGUCUAAGAGUGUGCGAAGGUCCUUAUGACCCUGCCUUGGUCAGAGCAUGGGAAUAUUGGGAUGAAAAGCAUGGUUCUGAAAAUGAUCAUCCUAAGGAGUUUCCAGAGAAACAUGUUUAGCGUUGAGCUUUUAUAGACAUAACUGACUGCUUUCAAAAAUCCAUCCGCUUCCUGCACGCACGAUGUACAUGCAUGUUUUAUAUGUAGAUAUUUACAUUGAAUUGGCUGACGUUGCAAAAUCCCCGUAUGACAUCAGUGCUGCAAGUUCCAGAGUAAGGUUUAUAGGUUUUUUUACCAUGUUCAAUUAAUUUAUGCAGUGCUUUGUUGUGUUUGUACUACAACAUGGUGGGAAAGACCUUGAAAGCUUUGUGCUCUUAAACUUUGAUGAAGUGCAUAGUUUAUUGGUUCAGGUUACAGCUGGCUUAGCUAUCGCAGAAGCUGCAUAUGAAUUUGAGCAUCGUGACCUGCACUGGGGAAACAUUCUUUUGCGUCGAAAUGACUCUAAUACAGUGCAGUUUAUCCUGGAGGGGAAGAAAAUGAUUUUCAGAACUUCAGGAUUAUUGAUCUCAAUAAUUGAUUUUACUCUGUCCAGAAUUAAUACAGGUCAAGAUAUACUCUUCCUGGACUUAACCUCGGACCCUUAUCUCUUUAAGGGCCCGAAAGGAGAUAGACAGGCAGAAACGUAUAGGAAGAUGAAGGAAGUAACUGGAGACUUCUGGGAAGGAAGCUUUCCCAAGACAAAUGUAUUGUGGUUGAUAUACUUGGUGGACAUAUUGCUCCUGAAGAAAUCUUUUGAUCGCUCUUCAAAAAACGAGGGAGAUUUGCACUCAUUGAAAAGGCGUCUCAGCAAGUAUAAUUCAGCUAAGGAAGCCAUUAUUUUGGAUCCCUUCUUCAGCAACUUGCUUGUUUUGUAAAUAAAAUGAGCCGUGAGAAGGAAUAUGCAAUCAAAGUUUUUUGUAAUUAUAACAUAGAUGCUAGUUAUGACUCAACUAGCAUCUUGUGAUGAUUGGAGGACAUGACUGACAAAAGUUUGUGAUAAUCUUUAGAACACAUGCACCAUGUUAAGUGUGCAAGUAACAUAGGAAAAGAGAGUUCAUGUCAUUGAUUUGAAGUUCACUAAGUUGAUCUGAUCUUUAACUGGCUGUGGAUGGCAUGUAAGGCUGCCCAAUGUUUUAUACUGUCUUUUUGGUCACUUUGCAAUAAAGUUUGAAUGCUGAAUCA
Populus nigra (black poplar) is the source of this 1445-nucleotide messenger RNA. Its product is annotated as serine/threonine-protein kinase haspin homolog. NCBI's taxonomy places the organism in Eukaryota, Viridiplantae, Streptophyta, Magnoliopsida, Malpighiales, Salicaceae. Gene Ontology annotation, molecular function: histone H3T3 kinase activity; ATP binding. Gene Ontology annotation, biological process: mitotic cell cycle; intracellular signal transduction; protein phosphorylation. Gene Ontology annotation, cellular component: nucleus; cytoplasm. The transcript is spliced from 7 exons. Bases 536 to 1138 code for a protein of 200 amino acids. The record is from RefSeq and is a predicted model, not a curated record.